Messenger RNA from Bombus pyrosoma, 1232 nucleotides. RefSeq names its product abasic site processing protein HMCES. Gene Ontology annotation, biological process: DNA damage response. Lineage: Eukaryota; Metazoa; Arthropoda; Insecta; Hymenoptera; Apidae. Gene Ontology annotation, molecular function: single-stranded DNA binding. The record is from RefSeq and is a predicted model, not a curated record. Bases 93 to 1046 code for a protein of 317 amino acids. The transcript has 6 exons.
UGAUUUUCUAAAUAGUUAUAAAUUCCCGCCACAUAUCUUUAGCAUGUUAUAGGUGGCGUUAUUGUGUUAAUGAACUAAGUGGCGCGAGAAACAUGUGUGGUCGAGCGGCUUGUUCUUUGAAUCCGGAUACUUUGUGUCGUGCUUCCGAUUACAAGAAUGCAGCCGGUAAACGAUGCACGACAUCAUGGGCCAAAAGUGACAUUGAAUAUGUUCCAUCUACUAAUAUUGGGCCUAAAGACGUUCUUCCAUGUAUCGUUGCUGGCUCACACUAUGGUAAAGAGGAUGAAAGAGUCCUCUGUGCUAUGAUGUGGAGUAUGAUCCCACCUUGGCAUGAGGGAGAUUACAGAAAGCACACAUUGUCGACGCAUAACGCACGUUUGGAAAAUAUUAAAAAUUCCAAGUUGUAUAGUGCACCAUUACGCAAUGGCCAAAGAUGCAUAGUACUUUGCGAAGGAUAUUAUGAAUGGAAAGCUGGGAAAACGAAGAAAGAUCCUAAACAACCAUAUUACAUUUAUGCUAGUCAAGAGAAAGGAAUAAGAGCAGAUGAUCCUUCAACGUGGAAGGACGAAUGGUCUGAGCAGAAUGGUUGGGAAGGAUUUAAAGUUUUAAAAAUGGCGGGAAUUUUUAAUAUAUUUUCAACUGGAGAAGGUAAGAAGAUAUAUAGCUGUACAAUAAUUACUACUGAGGCAAAUGGUGUUCUUUCUUGGUUGCAUAAUCGAGUACCUGUGUUUUUGAAUAAAGAACAAGACUUAAGGGUCUGGCUGAAUGAGGAGCUACCAAUAGCUGACGCCAUUGACAAAUUAAACAAAUUAACAUUAUCAGAUGGUGAUUUAAGUUGGCAUACAGUCUCAACUCGUGUAAACAAUGUAUUGUAUAAAGGCGAAGAUUGUAGAAAAGAGACAAAAGACGCAGGAGAGAAAAAAAGCAACCCUACUAGUUUUAUGGCUUCCUGGUUGAAGAAGGGGUCUGCAGACUCAGCUAAAAGAAAAACUACUGAAACUAAGAAAGAUGACAACAUACCACCAAAAAUUACUAAGGAAAGCUAAUCGUUUCAUCCAAAUCCGCAAACGAAGUCUCAGGGACAACUUUGUUUCUGCAAAAGUAUCAACUUUAAAUAAAUGUUGAGUUUUUUAAGGAUAUUUAUUACAAAUUCUUUUAUAUUUUUGUACUUAAUACAGUAAUGUUAAUAUUUUAAAUAUCUUAGUCUAUGUUUAUUCAACAUUAAAUCAUAA